GCGGGGGCUGCGGCGGCGCCGGUGAGUGACCCGCGGCCCGACUCGGUCCCUACCCUCCAUGACCCUCACUCUUCCUGGAGUCCCCCACCGCCUCCGUUGUCCCCUCUUACUCCCGGACCGCAUUACCCCCAGAGCUCCUCUUAAUUCCUGGCAAUCCCCAGAGCCCCCACAAUCCCCGCAGACCCUAAUCCCUCGUAUUUUAUAGUCCCAGCUCCUUCACUGUCCUAGUAGCCCCCAACUCACCGUUGUUCCCGGGCAUCCCUUCUGAGGACCCCUUCUCAGACCGUUCUUACGUCCUAUUGCCCCGGAACCCCCAGAGCGCUCCUCUGCUCCAGAUCCCCCCUUCCUGCUGCAUCUCUCCUUCAGCAUCUCCUUACCCCCAUCACCCCCAUGCUUCUUCGACCCCGAGACACCCCCAUUCUCCCUCCAUUUCGCAUCUUCCUAUGCCCCCAUUCUCCUCUAACUCCUGCAGACACCCCCUCUUUCGCUUUUCCUCAUUUCCCUCCACCCCUCCAGACCCUCCCCCAAUUUCCGUCAACUCCUCGGCGUGGCACUUUGCACCGCGCGAGGCACCAGGGGAGCGCCCAGCGGGUGUCAGCUAUUAUUAGGCACUCUGAAUGUCCCGCGUGGCCCGUCGCCCCCAGCCACGCUUCACUCCAACCUCUGGCCCCCAGGACAGAGGAGGCGGUGUCGGGGCGGCCGGGGUGGGGCGGGCGGCGCGCGGACGCCGAGCCCCCGCCAGCGCCGUGCGCCAUGUGCCCGCAGCGCCGGCGCCCCCCCAUGCGCCAAGCGGCCGGACGGCGGCGUCGGGGGGCGCCAUGGCCUCGGCGGCGGCGGGCGAAGCGGAAGAGACCACCCGGCUGCGCAAGCCGCGCUUCUCGUUCGAGGAGAACCAGAUCUUGAUCCGCGAGGUGCGCGCCCACUACCCGCAGCUCUAUGGCGCGCAAAGCCGUCGGGUGAGCGUGGCUGAGCGGCGGCGUGUGUGGGACGGCAUCGCCGCCAAGAUCAACGGCAUCACCAGCUGGAAGCGCACCGGCCAGGAGGUCCAAAAGCGCUGGAAUGACUUCAAGCGCCGCACCAAGGAGAAGCUGGCCCGAGUGCCGCACUCCACGCAGGGCGCCGGGCCUGCCGCCGAGGACGCCUUCUCCGCGGAGGAGGAGACCAUUUUUGCCAUCCUGGGGCCGGGCGUGGCGGGGCCAGGAGCUGGUGCAGGGGCCGAGCAGACCUCCGGGGCCGCUUCCUCACAGCCGCCAGCCCCAAGUGCCGGCGCCCAACGCCACGUGUUGUCUGAGGACCGCAGGGAGGACCGACGGGCAGAUACACCAGCCCACAGCAAGGGGGGCUCCAGCAGCCCUGAGCAGUGGGCCCGGCCCUCCUGCAGUCCCCAGGAAGGGGGCUGCCCGCCACCCAAGGAGCGUGAGUCCCCGCCCCCUCCAGUCCUGCAGACGGUCCAGCUGCCCCGUUUGGCCUUGUCUCCACCGCCCCCAGCCCCUCCUCCACUGCCACCACCUACGCCCUCGGCCCCAGACCCCUCCCUGGACUUCCUGCGGGCUCAGCAGGAGACUGCCAACGCCAUCCGGGAGCUGGCUGGCACCCUUCAGCAGGGACUGGCCAAACUGAGUGAGGCCCUCAGCGCCCUACUGCCCCUUCUGCCGGGAACCGCAGUGGACAGGCUGCCCCCACCCCCGCCCCCACCCCCACCUCCAGCCCCCAGGCCUCUCCUGCCCCCUCCUACCCCCAAAGCCGAGAUCACUCCGGAGCCAGUGUCCGUGGUAGCUGCUGUGGUGGACGGAGCGGUGGUCGCAGCCAGGGGGGUGAUCAUCGCCCCUAGGAGCGAGGAGGGGGCCCCCCAGCCACCCCCAGCCCCGCUUCCUCCCCACGACUCACCCCCACACAAGAGGAGGAAAGGUUUCCCUACACGGAAGAGGAGGGGGCGAUGGAAAUCUCCGUGAAAGUGAAAUCUGCCGUUGGUUGGGUUUGAGCUCGUCUCUGCUCCUCCUGCCAGCACCUCCUCCCCCCAGCUUAGCCCAGUGGAGGAGGGCGAUGCAUCUUCCCCAUCUCAGCUGCCCCCGGGCUCCCCUGCUGCAGGGGCACGAGCACCCCACUCCCUCUACUAGUUAGUGCCUGAUUCUCAGGGGACCUCACUGAUGGGUGCCCCGGCCCUUUCUCCAGUACAGCGCUGUCUGCCUGGCUGCUUCCCCAAACCCUAACUUCUAAGCCAUGGAUUUUACCUUAUUGCCCUUCGUGGGUUGCGGAGGGAAUCCCUCGGGUCUGCACAUACCCCCUUCCCUAACAACUCCUGGUCUUGACUUGAAGAGAAUUGACCCAAAGGGGCCUCCUCGCUUCCCGGAUCCAGACUUUGGAGGGGCUGGGAGUCUCGAGACAGAUCAGAAUAUGGAUGACAAAGGAUACAGCAGUCUGUACCCUAGGGAGAGGGGGGUGGAGUUCUCACUGGGGAGGUACAGGUUGGGCCCUUUGCCUCCCAUUGCUCUCUCUGACCUCCAGAGCUCAACCCCCUCCUUUCUCCUGAGUGGUGACAAGAUGCGAAUAAACUUAUUUUUAAUACAACUA
Messenger RNA from Enhydra lutris kenyoni (northern sea otter), 2571 nucleotides. RefSeq names its product Myb related transcription factor, partner of profilin (gene MYPOP). Bases 618 to 1952 code for a protein of 444 amino acids. Gene Ontology annotation, biological process: regulation of transcription by RNA polymerase II. Gene Ontology annotation, cellular component: nucleus. Lineage: Eukaryota; Metazoa; Chordata; Mammalia; Carnivora; Mustelidae. Gene Ontology annotation, molecular function: DNA-binding transcription factor activity, RNA polymerase II-specific; RNA polymerase II cis-regulatory region sequence-specific DNA binding. The transcript is spliced from 2 exons. The record is from RefSeq and is a predicted model, not a curated record.